This is a messenger RNA of Procambarus clarkii (red swamp crayfish), 1309 nucleotides long. RefSeq lists its product as uncharacterized. The record is from RefSeq and is a predicted model, not a curated record. NCBI's taxonomy places the organism in Eukaryota, Metazoa, Arthropoda, Malacostraca, Decapoda, Cambaridae.
AAUGGUGACUGUAUGGCGGAUGGUGCUGCUGGCGGUGCUGCUCUGCUUACUCCUCAGUCCUUAUCUUUUAUUCUCCACACCACCAUUGAUAUCAUCAUCAAAUUCAUCAUCACCGUCGCCACACAAGACCACGAGACACCACCCAGCCUAUGACAGACGCUGCUACAAGUACCACACAAACCUUCAUGCUGAGAACAUAUGCUGCAGAACAGCCAACUUCAGUGGUUCUAUCAGCAUGAUCCACCAGUGUAUUACCAAGGCCAAUGCCCACCUGCUGAAGGUCCACAGCAGUAACGGUACCAGUGGUGAUGCUGGUGACAACGCCGCUAGACCUACUGAAGCUGGUGUUAUGGGGCCUGAUGCCAGGGGCGAACACUGGGCAUUGUUUGGAGACUCUCAUAUAAGGUACAUCUUCACCGCCUUCCUCACACGCUUCAGGAGCCCCACCCUCCAGUACCGACUGCCGGAUAAGGACCAGUGGUUGAGUGCAGCCACUCUGGAGGUGACGCUUCAUGUUAAUAAAACUAUGCAAAAUAUUGAAGCUCGCGACCUGAGUGCCAAUUUCCAUCUGACCUACUACUGUGACAGAAAGCUGACAAUGCUGCCAAAGAAGCUGACGGAGUGGGAGCAGCAUCCUCACCGCUCCCCAACACUCAUUAUCUUAGCUGGAGCGCUGCAUUGGAUGUUGCACACACAAAAGGUGUACCAGAGCCAAGGACCCGAGGCAGCCGUCGCCUUGUACAGGAAAGACAUCAGCAGCUUCAAGGACCAGCUCGCCCGCCUCGCAGCCAACACCACUGUCGUCUUUAAGCUCCUCGACGACCUCAAGCGAGCCAGCAUACCCAAUGCAACGGAAGCCAUCAACACCCGGAGUAACUACCCGCUGUACAACAAGGCGGCGCUGGAGGAGCUGUCAGGGACGGGUGUGAUCAUCUGGGACAGCACCCUGCCACUCUCCAGGGCCUACACCCUCCGCUGUGAGGCACAACCCCUGCACACUCCACCCUGGCACCACUGGAACUGCCUGGACAAGGGCCAUGUAGGGUACAUCCUCGUGGACCAGUAUGCUGAUAUGAUCAUCAAUGAUUACUGUAACAAAUACCUAAAUUUAGGCCAAGACUUUUGUGUCUAGCUUAUGCUUAUAUUCUCUCUUUAUCAGCUGAUUUUUAUAUUAAUAUACUUUUAUAUAAAUAUUUAUAUAACGAAUUAUUGCAAGUUUAUAUUAAAAUACAUUAUUAAUAUAAAGAUUUGUAACGUAUUUAUUGUAAUAAACUAUGUAUAUAAGACUGUAUAUGCCACAGUGUGUCUG